Messenger RNA from Desarmillaria tabescens, 309 nucleotides. RefSeq lists its product as uncharacterized. NCBI's taxonomy places the organism in Eukaryota, Fungi, Basidiomycota, Agaricomycetes, Agaricales, Physalacriaceae. The coding region runs from base 1 to 309 and encodes 102 amino acids. The record is from RefSeq and is a predicted model, not a curated record. The transcript has 2 exons.
AUGGCAUCUCAUGAAAAGGAAACCGAAGCAACGGAAUACUAUCUUCCGUCAAAAGCAUUCUGCAAGUGGCAUCGAAUGGUUUUUCCCGAAAGUCCAAAUCACCCUACGCUUAGUCAAGCCAGAACGCUCAAGAAAUACUUCAGUAGCCUUGAUCGUCGAGAGAUGCAUCGAAUUUCGCGGUUGUUAUCUGAUGAAGAAGUGUUUGGCACCUACAAACGUUGGAGCUCGGAAUACAGGACAAUGUGGAAGUUGUGGAUCGAGAGGAAGGGCACUGACUUGGCCAUCGUCUUUGUAAACAAAAGCCAAUGA